Molecule: messenger RNA, 3039 nt
Organism: Physeter macrocephalus (sperm whale)
Lineage: Eukaryota; Metazoa; Chordata; Mammalia; Artiodactyla; Physeteridae
Gene: ZNF343
Product: zinc finger protein 343
Exons: 5
Biological process (GO): regulation of transcription by RNA polymerase II
Molecular function (GO): DNA-binding transcription factor activity, RNA polymerase II-specific; RNA polymerase II cis-regulatory region sequence-specific DNA binding
Source: RefSeq, a predicted model, not a curated record
UAUUCUGGGCCAAACAAUUUCCGAGUAGGGGGCAGCUCCAUUGCGCAUCCCCGGCGUUUAUUUGAGAUGUAGGGGUGUGUUCAGCCAGGGCCAAAUAGACAUCCCUUGUGAUGGGGGCUGGGGGCGCGGCUUGGCCCAUGUGUCCCUGGGUGUUGUUUGGCCUGGGAGCACUUACGUGGGUCCCGCAUCUCUGAACAGUUGUGGGAACCCAGGACUGAUAGUGAAUGUCAAAUUUUGUUUUUGAUGGGGCUGAAUAUGACCCAAUGGUGAUUGGGCGGAGGUGGGUGGAGGAGAGAGCAUCUCAGGUCCUGCUGUGUGUUGGCUUGUUGGGGGUGGGUGGAGGUGAGUUGAUGUGGGCAAAAUAUCCGUAAGGGGUGGUGGAGUGUCCUGGGUCUGGAGUUCCUGGGGUUUUUAGAAAAUGGAGAGGUUUGGGGCCUGAGGCAGACAUCCUGCAGUGAUGGUGCACUGCAUCGCUGGGGCCUGCAUCUAGGCAGUUUUUUGAGUGCAGGCAGAUCUGCUUCUGUGGGAUCUCUUGUCCCAGGGUUUGUCCUCAUCCCGGGGCCCACUCUGCUUUAUGACGAAGAUCCCAGAUUUGGUUGUAAUGUUCACCUUCUCACAUCCCUGCCUGCCCAGAGAGGACUGUAUAGAGAACGAGAGGACUUCUUGCAGGUCCUGGCUGCAUGGCAACAAGUUGGGCUUUUAUAAGUAAGUUUUGGAGGAAUCACACCAGGCAGCAGAAAUUGAUCUUGAGAUGAAAUAAUUUCUACCAGGCCUCCUGGCAGAAUUUCACGGUGAACACUGGGCUGACUCUGGGGCCAUGAUGUUGCCUGAUCCUUCUUCCUGGAGAGAGCAGGACUGGGAGGAGAUGUUGCCUUUGGAGAACGGGGAAGUUAUGGAAACUGUGAAGACACUGACUCAGUAUCAUAAGGCGAAAGGUUUGCCUUCUCACAAGACUGACUGGCUUCGAGAAAAGGAGGGAAAAGUCCAAAAUACUGCAGAACCAAAGCCAGAGAUCUACCCCUGUUCUUCCCGCCUUCUGGCCUUUUUCUGUCAGCAGUUCCUCAGCCAACGCACGCUGCAGAUCUUCCCGGGUGUGUGUGUAGAAAAUCGCCUCUACCUGGGGGAUUCUGGCCUGGGGCAUUGGGGGCAGCAGUAUUCUGCUCACAGCUGCUGGAGUGAAAACACAGAAGGCCAAGAGAGGGAAGGUGACUCCAGACCCUGGUGCUCGAGGACAGAGGAGAGACGGCCCUUACGUGCAUUGCCCAGCCCACCCUGAGAACAGUCAGCAAGUCCUGGAGAAGGCAGCACAGUGGUAGAAAUAGAGCCCAGUGCAGCCCAAAGGGUAAACCCUGUGCAAGCAGACAAAGAAAUGAAGGAAUUAGAAACCUCAAGGUCUGGAGCAGUCAACUGUCAAGAACGUGAACUAGACUGUAGCCCCAAAUCAAACUGCAUUACAAACCAGACCAUCCUCUUAGGGGAGAAGCCCUAUGUCUGCAUGGAGUGUGGGCGAGGCUUUAAAGAUAAGUCGAACCUCAUCAGACACCAUUGGACACACUCAAUGGAGAAGCCUUAUGUGUAUAGUGAGUGUGGCCGAGGUUUCAGCCAGGUGUCAACCCUUAUUAAUCACCGGAGGACACACUCAGUGAAGAAGUCUUAUAUGUACAAGGAGUGUAGGCGGGGCUUUAGCCAGAAAUCACUCCUCCUUGUGCACCAGAGGACACACUCAGGGGGAAAGUAUUAUGUUUGCAGGGAGUGUGGGCGAGGCUUUAGCAACAAGUCAGGUCUCAUAAGACACCAGAGGACACAUUGAGAGGAGAAGUCUUGUGUAUGCAGGAGUCCUGGGCAGGACUUUAGCAAUUAGUCGAACCUCUUCUUACGCCAGAGAGACAUGCGGGGAGUAGUCUGUAUGUGUGUGGGGGGUGUGAGUGAAGCUUCAGAGAUGUGUUGACCCUCAUCAGGCAGUGAGGCACAUUCAGGGCAGGAGCCUUAUGCGUGCAGAGUGUGGGUAGCUGUCAACCCUCAGUGCACGAAGAGGACGCACUUAGGUGGGAAGUGUUGUGUGUGCAGGGACUGUGGGGAAGCUUUAGCAAUAAGUCAGAAUUUAUGGAACAUCCAGUGGCCGACUCAGGAGAAGCGUCGUAUGUUCAGGGAGUGCUGACAGGCAUUGGGAAAAGAACCGACAGGAGGGCUCCAGAUGGCUCACUCAGGGAGGAGCUGUGUGUUUGCAGGGAGUGUGGGCAAGGCUCUUGUGAUCAGUCAGUUUUCUUCACACACUGUAGGGAGAAUCCUUAUGUGGGGGUACUGUGGGGCUGCUCCAUCCGAUUGCUGCUGAUGGCUGCAGAGAUGAAUUCCUCACUAGACUUGCUCUCAGCCACAGGGAGCUGCACUUCCCAAGGGAUGCCUCCUGGCCAACGACUGAUUGAUACGGGGAGACAAAACCCUAGCCGUUGACUCUGCUGGGACAACUCCACAGGGUCAUCCCAGAUCCCAAGGUCCCCGUGAGACUGAAUGAUCUCAAACACAUUGCAGGUCAGCUUCUUCCUCUGCCCAGCCCUGUCCUCAUUCCCCGGUAAGCCACUCAAUUCUCUGUCUCAUUGUCUCUCCAGGGAAUCCACCCUAAGAUAUCAUAAGCACACAAGGAGUGUGGACGAGGCUUUGGCUAAAAGUCGCUCCUCAACAAACCUCAGAGUAUACAGAAUAGAAGCUCUGUGUGUGGGGAGAAUGGGUAAGGACACCUCAGGAUGCAUCAGAGAACAGCUUUUGGGGGAGAAGCUUUACAAGGCAGGGAGGGAGACCGGGAAGCUUUAGCAAUAAGUUACACCUUCUGGUGCAGCCGAGGACACUCAGGGAGGCCUGUGUGGGUGGAGUUGUGGGCGGAGCCUUAUUCUGACACCCCUCCUCACAGUUCACUACCUCACUCACCUCCUGGGGGGGUUUCAGAAGUCUUGACCCCCACCCCUCCCCAUACUCUUUUUGAGAGUGAAGAUGGCAGUAACAAAAUAAACAUGUUUUUUCCACUUUUUGUAAUCAGAUGGAAUA